Pygoscelis adeliae (Adelie penguin) is the source of this 180-nucleotide messenger RNA. It is a transcript of the gene CSDC2, whose product is annotated as cold shock domain containing C2, RNA binding. NCBI's taxonomy places the organism in Eukaryota, Metazoa, Chordata, Aves, Sphenisciformes, Spheniscidae. Gene Ontology annotation, cellular component: cytoplasm. Gene Ontology annotation, biological process: regulation of mRNA stability. The record is from RefSeq and is a predicted model, not a curated record. The transcript is spliced from 2 exons. Gene Ontology annotation, molecular function: mRNA 3'-UTR binding. Bases 1 to 180 code for a protein of 59 amino acids.
AUGUCAUCGGACCCCAGCGCCCCGCCAGCAGUGCCGCCCCUGCCCUCCCCCAAGACGGCGCGUGCCUCUGCUGGCCCCAUCUUCAAGGGCGUCUGCAAGCAGUUCUCUCGCUCCCAGGGCCAUGGGUUCAUCACCCCCGAGAACGGCACAGAGGACAUUUUCGUCCAUGUGUCUGAGUAA